AUGCUUCUUAUAAUCUAUCUACUUGUUCUUGUUGGAUUCGCUGAAUCUCGUCAAUAUGAAAUCUUUCUAAAUGAAGAAGCGCCUAUUAAUACAAUUAUAUACGAUUUAAAUAAUUUAUCACCAUCACAAAUAACUUAUCAACUAUUGGAAAGUUCAUCAUUAUUACAUUUUAAUUCAACAACAAAUCUAAUAUCAAUAUCGAAACGUAUCGAUCGUGAUGUAUUAUGUCCGUACGAUGAACAAUGUACAAAAUGUUCAUUAACCAUGAAAUUAUAUAAUAUGUCAUCGUACGAUAUAUUAAUAUUAAAAUUUAAAAUCAACGAUAUCAAUGAUAACCAACCCACAUUUAGUUCGAAUACUUAUUCAAUUUCAUUAACAGAAAAUAAUAUACCGGGCAUGAAAAUACAUUUAUCAAAAGCUGAAGAUAUUGAUUGUCUACUAAAUGGCGUUCACUAUUACGAAUUAACUUAUAUGUUUAACAAUCGUAUUGUAAUAUCAUCAAUAAAUUUACAUGAAACAAAAAAUCAAACAACACAAUUUAAUGAUCAACCAUUUUAUUUAAAUUAUGAUUUAAAUUCAGAUUUAUAUCUUAUUAUUAAUAUUUCAUUGGAUCGAGAAUUACGCGACGAAUAUGUAUUUACAUUAACAGUCAAUGAUUACAAACAUACAACAUCAACAAAAAUAAAUUUAAUUGUUCUCGAUGUUAACGAUCAUAAUCCGAAAUUUCCGCAAUCGAUUUAUUCAUUUAAUAUUUCAAGUUCAGUACCAAUUGGCACAAUAUUACUCAAAUUAACCGCAUACGAUGAAGAUUCCCAUGACAAUGCACGUAUCUAUUAUUCAUUGUUAAGUAUCGAUGGACAUAAAAUUGAAUCUAACGAGAAAAAUGACUUAUUUUAUCUAAAUUCCUAUACAGGAGAGUUAAGUCUAAAGUCAAAAUUGAAUCAAGUUGAUUCGAAAAAUAUAUUUAAACUAAUUAUCGGUGCAUCCGAUGGGACACAUAAUGCCAUACCAGCAUUAGCAACAGUUUAUAUUAAUAUAGUUAAUGAUCUUCAUAACGAUAAUAAAUCAUUAAUACAAAUAACAUUUGGUUCAAAUCGUGUAUCAAAAAAUCAUACGGAAGUUUAUAUAUCAGAAAACUUACCUAAUGCCACAUUUAUUGCAUAUGUUAAAUCCGAUGAAAAUAUUCAAGUCAUUUAUGACGGUGGAUUUUUUAUGCAAAAAUUAGCUGAAAAUUCUUUUACACUAUUAACAAAUCAAAUAUACGAUCGAGAAAAACGUUCAUCUUUUAAGGUUAUUUUACAUAAUAAACAUGUUCAACGUUCAUUUAAAAUUAUUGUAACCGAUGUCAACGAUUGUAAACCAAUGUGGAAUACGGAGGUACUAAAUAUUGAUGUUGAUAAUUAUGUUCAUUCAAAUGACCCGAUUAUUGAACAAUUAAAUGCAAGUGAUUGUGAUGAAAAUUCAAAAGUCGCUUAUAGGAAAAAAAAUAAAUCGUGGCCAUAUUUUGCGUCAUUAUUAUCUAAUCAAUUAAUUAUUAAUUGUUCAGCACAAUUAAAUGAAACAAAUAAUGAUUGUUGGUUUAAGGUAUCGAAUGGAGAAGUUCACUUUGAUGUUGAAGCAUACGAUGUGGAUAACGAAAAUUUUUCAUCAGUUAUGAAAAUUCGUCUCUAUAGAAGGUCAAUGGUAGAUGACGAUGAAUUAAAAACAUAUAUGCCAUCGAGUCGAUAUGAUUUUUUCGAAUUAUUUAAUCAUGAUUAUAUUUUAAGGUCGAUCGCUAUUUUAAUGGGUUUAUUAUUUGUUAUUGCAGCAAUACUUAUUUGUAUCUAUUGUCGAAGAGAAUCUAUUAAAAGGCCAGCAUCUCUAAUCACCGAUGAUCAUAGUACAAAACAGAAAAUUAUUCAAACAUCAUCAUCAGAACAGACAUCAUCAGCUGGAUCCCUUUAUGGAUCUGAAAAAUCAGACAAUAUAACAGUAGAAACAUCGGAUAUGUUUCUUUUCUCUCCAAAACGCGCCGCAUUAAUUCCACAUCCAGCUGAUAAUUUAACAAAUAAAUUAUUUCAUUCAAUACAAACUGAUCUUUCAGUAUUAACAGAAAAGAAUCCACCAAUAAUUACCACAAGAGGAACUUAUGUUUAA
Molecule: messenger RNA, 2136 nt
Organism: Rotaria socialis
Lineage: Eukaryota; Metazoa; Rotifera; Eurotatoria; Philodinida; Philodinidae
Source: the annotation of a GenBank genome assembly